AUGAUUGCGGCUGGGCCACAUGGCAAGCUAGACGAGUACCUCCCAGUGGUGGACCUGCUUCUGAACGUGAGGAAGGUGCUGGCGGAGGUGGGGGAGAAGGAGUCGGGUCGCAGAGCGGACAUGCUGCUGCGGACGGCCAUGGAGGAUUUGGACUACGAACUGAGAGACAUUCUCAAGAGGCGCAGCAAGCAGGCAUCCGCGCGAUUUUCAGUAGACGAGCUGAAGAGGCUGUUCCAAGCGGAGUUCCUGCAUGCGGGGGGUGGUGUGGAGCUGGCACAGGAGGGCGGGGAGGUCCGUCCAGGUGGGGGCAGUAAAGGCGCUGAUGGGCGAGUUGAAGCUGGAGGAUGUGCUGAGUUGAGCCCGGGGGUAUUCACAUGCAAGCACUCCCCUCCCCUUUGCCCCUGUUGCCCUCACAGGUCCGUGCGCGUGGAGGCAGUUAAAGCCUUGAUGGACGAGCUGAGGCUGGAGGAUGUGUCCGUGCGGGUCGAGGCAGUUAAAGCCCUAAUGGACGAGCUCAGACUGGAAGACGUGUUGAGUCCGGGGGUGAUUCACGAGGCGCCGUGGAGGGUGCUGGAGCAGGCGUCAAAGGAAUGGGUGCAGGCAGCUUAUAUCAUUGGAGCGCUGAUAAUCCCCAUGGAGCAUCAGACGGUCAACGAGGCUUGGAAGGGCAUGGAUACACAGAGGCGUGCCGCCCUAAGGGGCGUGCUGGAGGACGGCGGCGUCGGGCGGCGGGUUUUGUUUCUAGCGGACGUGCUGAGGGCCAUUGUGUCACGGCGGAUGGCAGAGCAGCUGUUUUCAUUGCUGGACGCGUACCAAGUGGUGCAAGAGAUCAUGCCGGAGCUCGCUGCCACCUUUCAGGACCUCAAGGUCAGCAACGUGUGGGGGGCGUGCGAGGGCCUGCCGCUGCUGCUGGGGCGAGCAGUGGCAGCAUGCUUCCAACGCCUCAAGCUCUUACUCGAGGAUUCUGCUGCUUCUAACCUCGCUGAUGCUAUGAGGAAACCUGUUCCCGCCAAGAAGGCAGCUCUGAGCUUCCUCACUCGCAGCGCCACCAGCAACAGCAGCACGGCGGUGGCACCAGACGAGUCGGUGUAUGAGAUCGUGCCGCGAGGGGGGGCUGUGGACUCGAUUACGAGCUAUGUUGCUAACUAUAUCCGCAGCUACAUGCAGCGGCAAGGCAGGCGCAGCUACGUGGAUUCCCUCACGUCCCUCUUCUCCCUCCUUGAGGCUCACCCAGACGAAGACCCGAGCUCUCUCACAGCAGAUUUCGCCCUCCUCUCCCUCCCCGCCUCCUCCUCCCUCUCCCCUCUCGCCUCCUCCAAUCCCAUUGCUGCCGCCGCCGCCGCCGCCACCAUGAACGCCACGUCAGCAUCUGCCAUGUCAGCAAACGGGAGGGCGCCAGGUGUCGGGAGGAGCCUGGAGAGCGAGACAGCUCAGCUGGUGAUGGCUCUAAGGAGGAAUCUAGAGUCCAGGGCGAGGCUCUACCCGGAGGAGGAACUACAGCAACUAUUCCUUAUGAACAACCUCAAUUAUCUUGUCAAGUCCAUGAACGACUGGCAUGGGUGGCACUCACAGGGCAUUGAAAAGAACCUGUCUGCUGUGAGAAGGGAGGGCGCCAAGGACCUCAUGGUGGCACUAGCAGACCUGCAUGACGACCGAGUGGUGCAGCAACACGCAGGGGCAUUCCAGUCCCUCGCCCUGCUCAAGGUCAUGACGGCCCUGAGCACCAAUGAGGACGCAGUGCAGCCGUCGCACAGAAGUGCUGCCGACUAUGUCAAGGCAGAGAUGCAACGCCUAAAACGGUUCAACUUGGCGUUUGAGGAGCUACAGGAGAGGCAGAGGCACUGGACGAUCCCUGACGAUGGGCUGAGGCGGAAGAUUCGAGCCAAGUGGGCCACGAGCAUCAAGGAGCGGUACAGGAAGAUGCUUCUGCCGUACUG
This is a messenger RNA of Closterium sp. Naga37s-1, 1937 nucleotides long. The record is from the annotation of a GenBank genome assembly. NCBI's taxonomy places the organism in Eukaryota, Viridiplantae, Streptophyta, Zygnematophyceae, Desmidiales, Closteriaceae.